AUGGCGCCGCACCGCGACAUUGAGCUCAACACGCUCAACAACCUCAAGGUCAAGGAAGACUCCUUCACCCACGGCAGCUCGCAUAGCAUGCGCGAGCCCGACUACGAGCGGCGCGCGACGCCCCGCAUCCAGCGCUUCAUCGACAGCUUCAAGCGCGACGCCGACUCGACCUUUUUCCCCAGCGACCACCUCAGCCAGGUCAACAGCGUCUCGACCGCCCCCAAUCCUCGCGGCGCCCACUACUACGACCUGCAUCUCGCCGCCGUCGAGUCGGUCAACACGGGGCUCGCCAGGAAGCUCAAGGGCAGGCACCUGCAGAUGAUUGCGAUAGGAGGCUCCAUAGGCACCGGCUUGUUCGUCGCGUCGGGCAAGUCGUUGAGCGCCGGCGGGCCUGCCUCGUUGCUCAUAUCCUUUACCAUUGUCGGCGUCAUGCUGUACUGCACCUGUCAGGCCCUCGGCGAGCUGUCCGUCAUCUUUCCCAUCGCAGGCUCCUUUUCCUCGUGGGCCACUCGAUUCCUCGAUCCCUCCUGGGGGUUCGCCAUGGGCUGGAACUACGCCUUGCAGUGGCUCACGGUGCUGCCGCUCGAAAUCAUCGCCGCCUCCAUGACGAUUCGCUACUGGAACGAAGAGCUCCCCAGCGCCAUCUUUGUGGCCAUUUUCCUCAGCGCAAUCAUGCUCAUCAACCUGUUUGGAGUCAAGGGAUACGGCGAGGCCGAGUUCACCUUUUCCAUUGUCAAGGUCAUUGCCGUCAUCGGAUUCAUCCUCCUCGGCAUCGUCCUCAACUGCGGCGGAACCCCCGACCGAGGAUACAUCGGGGGCGAGUACUGGCAGAACCCCGGCGCCUUCAACAACGGCUUCAAGGGCCUCUGCAGCGUCUUCGUGACGGCCGCCUUUGCCUUCUCCGGGACCGAACUCGUGGGCCUGGCCGCGGCCGAGACGGCCAACCCGCGCAAGUCGCUGCCGACGGCCAUCAAGCAGGUGUUUUGGAGGAUAACGCUCUUCUACAUUGUCGCCCUGACGCUCGUCGGCCUGCUGGUGCGCUACGACGACCCGCGGUUGCAGGACUACGACAGCAACGCCGACGCAAAGGCCUCGCCCUUUGUCAUUGCCAUUGACGCGGCGGGCAUCGAGGUCCUGCCGUCCAUCAUGAACGCCGUCAUCCUCGUCGCCGUCUUGUCCGUCGGCAACUCGGCCGUCUUCGGCUCGUCGCGCACCCUCGCCGCCAUGGCCAAGCUCAGCCAGGCGCCGCGCUUCCUGGGCUACGUGGACCGCCGCGGCCGCCCCCUCGUGGCCAUUGGCCUGGCCGGCGCCUUCGGCCUCCUCGCCUUCCUCGCCGACCUGUCGCAGCGCCCCGUGCUCGACUGGCUGUUGGCCAUCUCGGGCCUCUCGACCGUCUUCACCUGGGCCUCCAUCUGCCUGUGCCACAUCCGCUUCCGCCGCGCCUGGGCCCUGCGCGGCCGCAGCCUCGACGACAUACCCUUUGUCUCGCAGGUCGGCGUGCUCGGCUCCUGGAUUGGCCUGGUGCUCAACGUGUGCAUCCUCGUCGCCCAGUUCUGGGUCGGCGCCUUCCCCAUCAGGUGGGAGACGAUGGCCCGCAACGAGGUGGUGAAAAACUUCUUCCUCAAGUGCGUCGGCGUCCCCAUCAUCUUCCUCUUCUACCUCGUGCACAAGCUCUUCUACCGCACCGCCUACAUCCGCCUCCGCGACAUGGACGUCGACACGGGCCGCCGCGACUUCAACCUGCCCAUCCUCAAGGCCCAGGAGCACGGCGAGCGCGCCGCCUGGCCCCGGUGGAAGCGCUUCUACAAGUUUAUCUGCUAG
This is a messenger RNA of Hirsutella rhossiliensis, 1821 nucleotides long. Its product is annotated as amino acid permease domain-containing protein. The transcript is spliced from 3 exons. Gene Ontology annotation, cellular component: membrane. The record is from RefSeq and is a predicted model, not a curated record. Bases 1 to 1821 code for a protein of 606 amino acids. NCBI's taxonomy places the organism in Eukaryota, Fungi, Ascomycota, Sordariomycetes, Hypocreales, Ophiocordycipitaceae. Gene Ontology annotation, biological process: amino acid transmembrane transport. Gene Ontology annotation, molecular function: amino acid transmembrane transporter activity.